Messenger RNA from Venturia canescens, 2529 nucleotides. Its product is annotated as kin of IRRE-like protein 2. The record is from RefSeq and is a predicted model, not a curated record. The coding region runs from base 383 to 2470 and encodes 695 amino acids. Gene Ontology annotation, cellular component: plasma membrane; cell-cell junction. NCBI's taxonomy places the organism in Eukaryota, Metazoa, Arthropoda, Insecta, Hymenoptera, Ichneumonidae. The transcript is spliced from 12 exons. Gene Ontology annotation, biological process: cell-cell adhesion. Gene Ontology annotation, molecular function: cell adhesion molecule binding.
ACUUCGCCCACGCCGCUCUGCCCCCCGCUCAGCACGGAAUAUUUGUUACGAAAGUGUCCGAAAUACGAGUAUCCUAAUUUUUAUCAGGGGUAGCCGAGAUAAAGAAAAUUAAAUCGAUUUUAUCCCAUAUAAAAAAUACCGGCUAAUCGUAACGCGCUAUUAAUUUGGGGGGGAAAAAAAAGUAUCGUUGGGAUCGAAAGUCGCGUAAAGUCCCGCCAAAAAUUCCAACUCUUUCGACCACUUUGCGACAUCGAACGUUUUUUUCUUUCGCUCCGCGUGCUUUCGUGCUGAUUUAAUAAAAAUUUAUACAACAUCGGGCAUUGGAGAUACGGAGAUAAAAUUUUUUGAAUAACUUUCGAUUAAUGUAGACCGCCGUUAAAAAAUGUCAUCGAUCAAUCGACGCUUCCAAUUCGUCCUCGUUUUGUUCUUCAAAGUUUGCCAGGGCAUUCAAAACUUUGACGAGACGCCACAAUACACCGAGGUGAAUCCAGGCCAGGAUGCCAAACUCGUGUGUCGUGUAACUGCCAAGCAGGGCCAAUGCAUUUGGCAAAAGGACCAAAAGCCAAUAGGAAUGCACCUGAAAAAAUACGAAUGGGUCGGUUCGCCGGACAACGGAGAUUGUUCGCUGUGGGUCAGAUCAGCGACCCUCGAAUUCGACGAUGGACUCUGGCAAUGCCAGGUUACCGCGAGCGACUUCACUGCCCAGGAUGCCCUCACUUCGGCGCCCGCCAGACUCGUCGUCAGGGUGAGCCCUCAACGGCCGCAGAUAGAGUACGCCGGUAGUGUAAUUCUACCGGGUAGCAACGUGACAGCUCGAGUAGGUGAGAUCGCGACUCUCACUUGCACAGCUCGCUACGGGAAUCCAUCACCUCUAAUUAAAUGGUAUCUCGGCGAUACGGAAGUGAGGACAUUAAGGCCACAGGUAAACGCGACUGAGAUUGACAACCCAAGAACGUGGUCGACCAAGAGCGUUUGUGACAUACUCGCCGAACGCUCCCGAUACGGACAUCCCAUACGAUGCGUCGCUAUACAUCCCGCAUACGUCAGUCCAACAAUGUCGAGCAGCACUGAAGUUCGCUUUGAUGUACGAUACGCGCCGGAAACUCGAUUGGUCGGCGUGCCUCAGGGCCAACUCGAAGAAGGUCGUGACAAGCUCGAAAUCCGGUGCAUAGCUGACGCGAAUCCAACGGCCUCGAUCCUUUGGAGACGAACGAAAGGCUCGGAAAUCAAGGAAGUCGCUAGCAUCGGAGAAACUCUCAUUUUUUCGCCGAUUUUUCGAAACCACGCUGCGACUUAUAUCUGCGUUGCUACCAACACCGAGGGCGAGAGCACGCCGGUCACCAUCCAAAUCAACGUCAACUAUCCGCCUAAAAUCAUUUCCGUCGGACCGGAACGUCUUUCGACCGCGCUCCUCUACUCGGGUGCCUCGUUCGAGUGUCACGCCGACGCGAUGCCAUCGGCCGAAUACAGGUGGGCGCAAAUAUUUAGCGACGGUAGAGCACCGGCCGAGUGCGGCGUCGGCCAACGCUUGAUACUCUCGAACGUAACUUACGCACAGCAGGGUCAGUACAUUUGUUUAGCAUCCAACAAAAUCAAUGGAAAUUUGCGCGAGGUCAAAAGCAAUCCGGUCUCGUUGCAAGUCGUCGGAGCACCGAGGGUCGUAAAGCCAACGAGCAACGAGAAAUUCGUCGUUUCAACGACCGAAGGAAGUCCCGCAAGAUUAGAGAUAAAAUUGUGCUCGGAUCCCAAGCCCCGACUCGUCGCUUGGGAAUGGGGCGACACCAGACUCCACGCCGGUGAAGUACUCGAAUCACGUUAUCGUGCACUUGAUCUUGAACCUCUCGCUUCCGAAGACUGUUACAUUGCCAUACUCGAAUUUAUUCACACUGUCAAAGAGGAUCAAAGACUGUAUUACGUCAUCGUCGAAAACGAUCAUGGAAGUGAUCGACGAGCUCUCAUGUUACGAGUCGAUGAGCCUGCUCAGAUACCACUCGUGAUCGCAUCCGUAGCCAUAUUCACCGUCCUCUCGAUCUGCAUAAUGGGUUUCGUGUGCUUUAUGCGAUCGGAUCACUGCUGUUUCGCGAGAACAGCUGGCCCAACGCUUCAACAAGUUCACUGCACGAAGGCUUCGAACGCGAUGAUAGAGGAUCCUCGCAUGCCCGGCGUCGACACGAUGGAACGAGCGGCCCAGCAAUUCGUCCAAGAGAAACGGCACAGUAAUCACGUAUUGAAGCCGGUCGCGACUCAACAAUAUCCACAGGAUUGUUAUCAGCACGAGGCUCAUCCACAGUCCCACUAUCAGAGGCAUCAUCACCACUCUAGCCAACAGCCAACGAUUCAUGGACCACAAUAUACGAUGCAGGGGGAGCAGCUGUUUCUGAAGCCCGAACGUCUCGCAACGUUGAAGCCUCAUAACAGGAAGGACAAGCCACCGCAAUAUACCACGUUCAAGCCGAGUUUGAAUCAUUGAUUAUUUUGUUAUCUAUUUUAUAUUGAUACGCUUAGCAAAUAAAAUGGCAUACAAUCAAA